Molecule: messenger RNA, 2661 nt
Organism: Exophiala spinifera
Lineage: Eukaryota; Fungi; Ascomycota; Eurotiomycetes; Chaetothyriales; Herpotrichiellaceae
Exons: 2
Coding region: 1-2661 (886 amino acids)
Cellular component (GO): cytoplasm
Source: RefSeq, a predicted model, not a curated record
AUGGUCAAGGCAGAUGUGAAACGGGACUAUUAUGCGGAUCUGGAUCUGCCCUCCACCGCUGAUGCCGAGGAGAUUAAGAAGCGGUUCAGAUAUCUGGCGAAACAACUCCAUCCUGACAGGAACCCCGGCCAUGAAGUGGAGGUCGUUCCCAAGUUCCAGGCCGUUCAGGCUGCCCAUGAAAUCCUGAGUGACCCUGUCGAGAAAGCGAAAUACGAUGCUGCUCGAGCAAAGAUGGCCGCUCGAAAUGCCGCUGCCGCCGCUACGAACUACACUGACCCUUAUGGAUUCGCGAGACCGACCCCUACCAAGCAGACUGCGACACCACAAUUCCCCUUUCCACCACCUCCCAAAGCGCCCCAGCGGGGAAUGCCGCAACAGGCUUCAAGGGGUGCAGACAAGUUCAACGCUUUUACUCGGAGCGCACCUCAGUCAUGGGAUCGGGCAAGGUUUGACAACGCAAGAGCAGACGCCGCUCGUGGCUUUCCCAACAUGAGGACGACACACACGAACCAAAAGAUGCCCCCUACAGCACCCCGCCAGGCUCCCACGGCACCAAAGCCGUCCCCUACAUCGGAAGUUCCUCAUGUCCCCAAUGUACCCCCAACCACCUUCCCCGGUCUCUCUAGAACUGCAAGCGCGAGAAAGCAAGGUUAUACGCCCGGGACUCAUGGCACAGAUGAUCAACAAGCUCCCCGAUCCGCAUAUGCAUACGUGAGGGGCACUCGCGGGCCACCACCACCAUCUGCCCCUAUGUAUAAUCAAGAUGGAACUCCCCUGCAGUCACCUCCGGUUUCGAGAGCGUGGCCCGGUGCCAGCCCUCUGCGACCGACACGUUCAACCGAUUACGAUAUGAAACAGGAUUUUCAAGAUGGCUCUCGCCCAUCUUCAAGAUAUGCUGGAGCAGGUGGCGAAAGAACCGACAUUCAUGGAGACACCAUGCACCACAGAUCGUCGAGCGUUCGGAAUUCCCCAAUCGACCGUCAUUGGGACGCACCUGGACCUUUCGGCAAGCCAGCCUCCAACUUUGAACAUGUUCCUCGACAUCGUAGUGCGAGUCCGGGCAUGAGAAGCGCAGGGAGACAUGCCGAGUUUUCUUCUGACACAUCGUCUGACGAAGACGAGGCCUAUAAUGUGAACACGAGACCAAAGGCAACGCCACGGAGCCGACCUAGACCCAGGACCGCCGCGUUUGCCGAUAAUCCAGGCCUUACGGGGUCAUUCCCUAGUACUAACUACACUAGAAUCGUGAACGAUAGCAAACACCAGUUUCCCUCCUCUGAUUCCCGAGAAACACCUAGCAAGCCCUUUGCAAGCGAACCUUUCCCGGCCACCGAGGAGCAUAAGACUAGCGAUACACAUGUCAAUGGUGGACAGGAGGAAGUUUCAGACGGACCCAAGUAUGCACGCUCCCGUACAUUUUCUUACCCCUGGUGGACCCAAGCAGCAAACUGUCCACGUUCUACCGCUCGAGGUCUUUCGUUCAAUGGUCUACCGUCCUGGGCGGUGCCAGCGUCUGUUUUCCCGCGGACGAGCCCGGCUGGUAGAAAGCGGGCGGACCCAUUUGUUACUGCGCAGACCCCUAUACCAAAGCGCGUAUUUCCCCAUAGUGAGGAACAAGCUGACCCGAGUCACAGUCAUGAGCCUCAGCCGCCUUCCAAAUUCUCUGCAGAUGAAUGGCAUGAAAAGCUAAACGUGGACGAUAUCUUCCGGCCAACAGAUUCUCAGAUGCGCAAAUCACCGUCCAAGCUGAAUCGCAACGGCAGCAAACCCGCUACUCGCGGUAGAGGGAUGUCUAGAGGCGUGGAUCAAGAGAGUAGCUCAUCCGCUGAUCGCGCUGAAGAUUCCAAGGCCAAAGCAGCUGCAUUUCAAAAGGGAAAGCUACCUCCAGAUUGGGGUUCAAAUGUGAAACCAACACCGCCUCCAGGGGACACACGUACUGCAAGUGAUCGGACAAGCCACGGCUCACAUUCGACCGACGAUUCGAGAGACCAGUAUGUGGUAGUCGAGGAGGAUAUAAUGGACGUGGAUGAUACGCCUCCUAUGAAGGCUGCCUCGAACCCGACUCGUUCCAGUCCCUUCGAGGCCCAUUCCACCAAGAGACGCUCGUCACCUGAUGGCGGCGUGAAUCUGCGAGAAUUCACACAGCAGGCGCCCUUCGCCCCUACUGCAGCUGGGUUGAAAGGCCUGGACGACCUCGCGGCCCACUUGCCAUUUGAAUCAAAGCCAGAGGACAAAUACGAGAAGGCGCCAACCAGACUGCGAGCUCUCAACUUACCGAAGCCACCAAAGGUGGUGAUUCCGCCCGCUGCAGACCGGCUGGACAAGGCGAACUUCUUGCAGUACGUGGACAAUAUGAACGCAUAUAUGCAAGACUGGAACAAUUUCAAUGCGACAAUGCUCGAUCACUUCAAAGCGCGACACAAUCGAGUUUGUGGCACAAUGUCUCAGAGUUGGGUCAGUAUGCUUUGGGAUGGCCCAGAUGCCGACAAGAUCGAUGAAAACGGUACCCAAAAGGCUGGCUAUUCUGCAUAUCUACAAUGGUUACACGAUGAUGCUCAGUGCCGACAAUGGUGGGAUCAUGCCAACGAGAAGCACUUGCAGUGUAUGGAGGAUUUGGGACGCGUUCGAGAAGUCGCCAGGAGAAAAUUCCGGCCAUCUUGA